This is a messenger RNA of Angiostrongylus costaricensis, 975 nucleotides long. The record is from the annotation of a GenBank genome assembly. Lineage: Eukaryota; Metazoa; Nematoda; Chromadorea; Rhabditida; Metastrongylidae.
AUGGAAAAGAAUUUCCCGAUAUUUAUCGUGGACGCGUUCACAAGAGAACGAUUUUGCGGGAAUCAAGCAGCUGUCUGCCUAAUAUCUCGGGUAAACCUUAGAGAUGACGAAUAUCAGAAAAUCUCUACUGAGUUCAAUUUGUCAGAGACUGCAUUUCCACUUCCCAUUAACGGUGAUUUCAGGACAGCAAGCAGGUUCACGUUACGGUGGUUCACACCCAGUACAGAGGUCGAUCUAUGCGGUCACGCCACCCUUGCCACUUCACACGUCCUCUUCCAUGAAAUAGGUAAUACAUCGUCAUUGAUUAUGUUUACCACCAAGUCCGGAGAUCUUAUGGUAGAGAAAAAAGAACACGAUUUACUCGAGAUGAAUUUCCCACAGUAUACCAUCACUAGCAUACACUUCCCCGGCACAGAAAACCCCUUGGCGGAUAUUUUUUCUGAGUUCGACGCUCCUCCACAUGUGGCCGACUUGAUCUCAAGCUUUAUUCCAUCGACGAUUAAUGUGGAAAGUGUCGCCUAUGCAAGCGAAGCGAAAAAGUUAAUCAUCGUUGUUGAUAAGGAAACUACGAAUUUUGAACUGGCUGAAAUCAAUGCCAACGACUGCACGAAGAUGUUGACGUUUGAUCCGAAUGGCGAUUUCGUUCGCGGUGUCAUUGUAACGCUCACACCAGCAAAUUCCAGAUCACAAGGUUUUGUGGAUUCGGAGAACGAUGCGUAUGACUAUGUUUGCCGAUACUUUGCUCCUUGGGUUGGAAUUAACGAGGAUCCAGCUACUGGGUCUGCUCAGUGUGCCUUAGCUCCAUUUUGGGGAAAAAUUUUGAAGAUACGCGAGCUAUAUGCGUUUCAAUCGUUCCCGAAUCGAGGAGCACAGUUUAAGCUUUGUUUGGAGGACAACUGCAGAUUGUCAAUAUUUGGUCAAUCUGUUACUGUUGUCAAAGGGCAAAUUUAUUUGAAUGAAGCAUUAUUCUACUGA